Molecule: messenger RNA, 2170 nt
Organism: Schistocerca gregaria
Lineage: Eukaryota; Metazoa; Arthropoda; Insecta; Orthoptera; Acrididae
Product: interaptin-like
Exons: 2
Coding region: 54-2066 (670 amino acids)
Source: RefSeq, a predicted model, not a curated record
AAAACGCAUCAGCUGAAAGAGAUAAAGUUAAGGCUGAACAUGAGAACUUAAAAAUGCAUUGUUCUGAGCUUGAAGAUCAAUACAAAGAGUUAAAGUACCUAUUUGAUAAACUCACUCAAGAACGUGAUGACUUUCAAAAACAACUUGGAGAAACUCAGGAAAUAUUAGAAAAAAAGAUAAGGGCUGAAGAACAAAUGAAUUCUGAGGUUGAGGAGUUAGUGGAAAAAAAUUCAGUAUUACAAGAGAAUAUAAACGAAUUGGAGAAGGAAUUAGAAGAAUCUAGGCGUAGUCUGUCAUUGUGCGAAUCGAGUGAAAGACACUUCAAAGAAGUUUGGGAACAUGAGGUUGUUUGUAGAAGUCAACUUGAAAAAGAAUUACAGGAAGUUAGAAUAGAGAUGGAGGAAAAGUUGGGAUCAAUUGCAGACGAAAUGCAGGACAUGUCUCAAAAAGCAGAGGAGUUGAAGCAGCUUUGCUCUAGUCUGGACGAUCAAUUGGUUGAAAAGGAUCGGGAGAUAUCUCAGUUUGAAAAUACAAUUCGAGAGGGCAUUAUUCAAUACUCUCGGUUAGAGGAAGAUAAGCGAAGUAUUGAGGGAACCCUAAGAUAUGUACAGAUAGAACUGGACGAUUUGAGAUUAGAGAAAGAAAACUUAGAAAUGGAAAGAGAUACAUUAAGACAAGAAAAAUACAGGUUUGAAGAGGGAAUGAAAAUUUUAGAAUACGAGAAAGAAAGGUGGGAAGUGGAAAAAUUAGACAUGCAAUAUGAGAGGAAUAAAUUAGAACAAAAUAACAUUAUGUUAGAAGAUAGCAAUGUUAAACUGGUCCAGGAAAAGGAAAUACUGGAACAUAAUAACAGAGAACUGACGCAAGAGAAGGAGGGACUUAAUAUAGAAAAGGACCAAGUUAUACAAGAAAAAAAUAAGCUAUCCAUGGAAAAGGAAAAUCUAGAACGUGAAAUGGAUGCAAUUAUUAGAGAGAAACAUAGCAUAGAAGAGGAAAGGGAUCAACUGAAAAAGCAAAUAGACGUGCUAAAUGUAGAAUUGGAAUCAUUAAGAGGCUUAUAUGAAAUGUCGAACAAAGAUUUAAGGGCUCUAGAAGAAGAAUGGAAGAACUUCAAGCGUCAGGAGGAACUAACUAGAGAAUCUCUUGAGGCAAAUAAUAGAUUAGGAAUAGUAGAGCUGAAGAAAAAGAUGGUAGAUUUGAUUCAGGAAAAGGAUUAUUUGAUUAGAGAAAAAGAGUUAGAGCUAUCAUAUUUGGAAAGAGAAAAAGAGGGGCUGGUAGUGGAAUUGAAAGAAAAGAACGAGGAGUUGAAACGAAUUCAGGAUUUGCUGGAAGAGCUAAAAAUAAAAUCGGUGAUAGAAAAAGAACAGAAUCAGAAGGAAAACAUGGAACAACAAAACAGAAUUCAAGAACUUGAAAUUCAGGUAGGUGAAAUAGUAAAAGGAUACGAUAACAUGAAAUGCGAGUUUAGGAGGUGCACAGAGGAACUUGAAAACUUGUUGAACGUGAACACUGAGCUAGAAAGUGAAAAUGUGAAUUUAAAAAAUCAGAAGAAGGAUUUAGAAAAUGAAUUAAAUGACAAAAGAAUGGAGUAUGCGGAUACUCAAUUGCGUCAGAUGAAACUAGAAAUGGAUUCUGAAUACGAAUUAGAAGUGAGGAAAAAUAUGGAAAGGGCUAAGAAGCAAGAGACAAAUAUGAAAAUUUCAGAAGUUAAAAGAAAAUCCAAGGGUCAUAAUAAGACAGUAGAUAAAGAGCAUCAUUUAGGGUAUUCCAAAAGAAAACCAAGUCAAGCUUCGUUGACUCCAAAAACUACUUUAAGCGCCAAGAAGGUGAAUCCGCUAGACUUUAUAAUCUCUGAAUCGUUGUCCGAUAAGAUGCCUUCUUCCACGAAGCAAGAAAGUCAAAGUAAGGCUUUUUCAUCUAGAUCUGUACAAUCUCACAAAAAAGACAGUCGACCUUUAAAGUUUGGAGUCAAAUUACCAAAAAAUCCAGACAGAGAGAAGAAGGCACUAGAAACGUCCGAUGGAAUAUUCAACAAUGACGAUGAUCCUUUUGCAUUUAUAGAUUAGGAAAAAAAAGCAUUUUUUCCAGGCCUGGUUGGAAAUACGGGGCUCUUCAGCGUUACUUUUUAGUCUAAUGCAGAGGUCACAAAAUGAUAAAAGCAGAUCAAAAA